Messenger RNA from Salvelinus namaycush (lake trout), 1561 nucleotides. RefSeq names its product NAD-dependent protein deacetylase sirtuin-7-like. Gene Ontology annotation, molecular function: NAD+ binding. Bases 22 to 1245 code for a protein of 407 amino acids. The record is from RefSeq and is a predicted model, not a curated record. The transcript is spliced from 10 exons. NCBI's taxonomy places the organism in Eukaryota, Metazoa, Chordata, Actinopteri, Salmoniformes, Salmonidae.
UGUGAUUCUACGUCUGUGAGAAUGGGAGAGGAACCAGACACAGGCGCGUCCUCUCGGGAUGAGAGAAAAGCUAAAGAGAAGGCUGAAAUACUGCAAAGAGAAAUCCAGCGGAAGAGUUUCAAACUGGUAGCUAAGAUCCUGAAGAAGCAGGAGAGUGAGCGGACACAGGAGGAGUCUGCGGAUCUACUUCUGCACCAGGACACGGUACAGGAGCUGUGCUCGCGGCAGGUCCGCAGGAACGUUCUAAAGCGGAAGCAAGAAGAGGUAUUUGAUGAUACAGAGGACCUGAGGUGUAAAGUGGGACAGUUGGCUGAGGCAGUCAGACAGGCUCAACACCUGGUUAUCUACACUGGAGCCGGGAUCAGCACGGCAGCGUCCAUCCCAGACUACAGGGGACCAAAUGGGGUUUGGACACAGCUACAGAAGGGCAGAGCUGUCAGCUCGUCAGACCUGAGUGAAGCAGAACCUACUCUUACACACAUGUGUAUCAGGAUGCUGCAUGAGGAGAACAUGGUGCAGCACGUAGUGUCUCAGAACUGUGAUGGGCUCCACCUGCGUAGCGGUCUUCCCAGACACACCCUCUCUGAGCUGCACGGCAACAUGUUCAUCGAGGUGUGUACUUCCUGUUCCCCGGUGAGGGAGUUUGUGCGACUCUUUGACGUGACGGAGCGCACGGCGAGGCACAGGCACGGGACGGGGCGGCAGUGCGCCCACUGUGGGGGCGAGCUCAGGGACACCAUCGUACAUUUCGGGGAGAGGGGCACCCUGGAGCAGCCUCUCAACUGGAGGGGGGCAUCGAACGCUGCUGAGAGGGCUGACGUUAUCCUCUGCCUGGGCUCCAGUCUGAAGGUGCUGAAGAAGUAUUCCUGUCUAUGGAGCAUGAAUAGACCUGCUAUCAGGAGACCCAAACUCUAUAUCAUCAAUCUACAGUGGACACCUAAAGAUGACCUGGCCACGCUGAAGAUCCAUGGGAAAUGUGACGACGUGAUGCGUCUCCUUAUGGAGGAGCUGAACAUUCAGAUCCCUGCCUACAACCAGACAGAGGACCCUGUACUCAGCUUGGCCACACCGCUGAGACCAGAAGAGGAGGACAGUUAUACUCGUAAACUCAUAGCUCCGCCCGCUGGCGGGAAGGACUGCUCACCAGACUCCCCGGGACAGGGUGGAGGAACAGCAGUACAAGGAGGUUGGUUCGGACGAGGAUACUCCAAAGGGAGGAAGAGGAGGAGGAAGAAGGUGGCGUAGCAGAACGUUAAUCAUAGUAGAAAUUUGCCACACGAUUCUCCAUCUCCUGUUUGUUCUGAUUGGUUGUUUUUGAAAUGGACCUUGAUAGUAAGGAAGACGUACCAGCAAAAAGAAGUGAGGGGGGAAAAGCUCACUAAGACAGAGCUAUUUGUGAUGCAGAGUAUUAUGAUGGUUUCAGAUACUACCUCUUUAAGCCUGAGGGAGCAUCCUAAUAAUCUCUCCUUUCUGGUCGUCACUAGUUACAACAGCCACAAAGUCAUAAACCCUGCCUCUUUCCACAAUUUAAAAUGUGAUUUUUACCCCUAACCACACUGCU